Messenger RNA from Juglans regia (Persian walnut), 2800 nucleotides. RefSeq names its product U-box domain-containing protein 45. Gene Ontology annotation, cellular component: cytoplasm; nucleus. The record is from RefSeq and is a predicted model, not a curated record. Bases 374 to 2674 code for a protein of 766 amino acids. Gene Ontology annotation, biological process: protein ubiquitination. Lineage: Eukaryota; Viridiplantae; Streptophyta; Magnoliopsida; Fagales; Juglandaceae. The transcript is spliced from 6 exons. Gene Ontology annotation, molecular function: ubiquitin-protein transferase activity; protein binding.
AUUAUUGUUAUUAUUUUUCCGGAAAAAAAAGACUCGCGAAUAAACAAUCAUUUUAUUUUUCACUGUUAUUUUAUUUUCCCUUAAAUAACACCUUCGAAUCUUUGAAAAAUCUAUUUCCGAUUCCCAAUAUCCUUCGCCACCUACAACAAUCGAAAGCCUCUAAUCUUCCUCAGUCCAUCUCUCUCCCUGGUUCGAACCCUCCAAUACCUAACAAACUGCAAUGAGAUGGAAGUUAGGAGAUCACUGCAACCCUAAUUUCCUGUUUGGUUUCUUGGAUUCAUUUUACGUGCUAUUGUAUGAAGCCUCCUUGGCUUGAUUCCGUAUUUUUCUGAUGAACUAAGGUUUUCCAUAAUUUUCCACGGUGAUCUCAAUAAUGGACGUUACAGAGAUAGAAGAAAAUUUGUUUGCAGCUACUGAUGCCAAGUUACAUGGAGAAAUGUGCAAGACACUCUCUGCGAUAUAUUGCAGAGUAAUAUCAAUUUUCCCUUCUUUGGAAGCAGCACGCCCAAGGAGCAAAUCUGGCAUUCAGGCAUUGUGUGCAUUGCAUGUAGCACUUGAGAAGGCGAGGAAUGUUCUUCAACACUGCUCAGAAUGCAGUAAACUAUAUCUGGCUAUAACUGGGGAUUCUGUUCUUUUAAAGUUUGAGAGGGCAAGAUGUGCACUUGAAGAUAGCCUCAGGCGUGUUGACGAUAUUGUCCCACAAUCAAUUGGAUGCCAGAUUCAGGAGAUUGUGAGUGAACUUGAGGGUACUGUGUUCUCGCUCGAUCCAUUAGAGAAGCAAGUUGGUGAUGAAAUUAUUGCACUGCUCCAACAGGGGAAAAAAUUCAACAACAGUAAUGACAGUAAUGAGCUAGAAUGCUUUCACCAGGCUGCUACUAGGCUUGGAAUAACUUCUUCUAGAGCAGCUCUUUCUGAGAGAAGAGCUCUCAAGAAACUCAUAGAAAGAGCUCGUGCGGAGGAAGACAAGAGGAAGGAAUCAAUUGUGGCUUAUCUUUUACAUCUAAUGAGAAAGUACUCCAAAUUAUUUAGAAGUGAGAUCUUUGAUGAUAAUGAUUCACAAGGUUCUACACCUUGUUCUCCCACUGUUCAGGGCUCUCUUGAUGAUGGUGGACCUGGUGGCAAUGGUCAUGCCUUUGAACGACACCUGUCAAAAGUUGGUUCUUUUAAUUUCAAGCCAAACAACAGGAGAUCAGGGCAGAUGCCGCCUGAAGAAUUGAGGUGUCCAAUAUCGUUACAGCUUAUGCAUGAUCCAGUGAUCAUUGCUUCUGGGCAAACAUAUGAAAGGAUCUGCAUUGAGAAAUGGUUUGGUGAUGGGCAUAACACCUGCCCAAAGACUCAACAGAACCUCUCACAUCUCUCACUGACCCCUAAUUACUGUGUUAAAGGUCUCAUUGCUAGUUGGUGUGAACAGAAUGGAGUUUCUAUUCCUGAUGGUCCCCCCGAGUCUCUUGACCUCAACUAUUGGAGGCUGGUGUUGUCCGAGUCAGAAUCUACAAAUUCAAGAGCUAUGGACAGUGUUGGGUCUUGCAAGUUGAAGGGGGUUAAGGUUGUUCCUUUAGAGGAGAGUGGUGUCAUAGAGGAGGCUGAAGGAAAUGAAACAGAUAGUUUGUCUCCUAAGCUGGAAGAGUGUGAGCUUGGUGUAUUGGAAAGUUACCAGAAUUUUCUGUCUAUCUUGGAUGAGGGGGAAGACUUGAGGGAAAAAUGUGUGGUGGUGGAGCAAAUAAGGUUGUUGCUGAAGGAUGACGAGGAGGCUAGGAUUUUUAUGGGAGCCAAUGGGUUUGUGGAAGCUCUUUUGCGAUUUCUAGGGUCGGCUGUGCGUGAAGGGAAUGCAAUGGCUCAGGAAAGUGGAGCCAUGGCUCUUUUCAACCUAUCUGUCAACAAUAGCAGAAAUAAGGAAAUGAUGUUUGCAGCAGGAGUAAUUUCAUUGUUGGAGGGGAUGAUCUCCAACCCCAAUUCCCAUGAAUCUGCCACAGCACUGUACCUGAAUCUGUCCUUCAUUGAAGGAGCAAAGCCUGUCAUUGGUUCAAGUCGGGCUGUCCCUUUCUUAACCCAGAUCCUUCUAACAAAUCCUGAACCCCAGUGCAAGCUUGAUGCCCUCUAUGCCCUCUAUAAUCUCUCCACUCUUCCCUCCAAUAUUCCGAAUCUCCUUUCAGCUGGCAUCGUCAGUGGUCUCCAAUCCCUUCUUGCAGCCUCUCGUGAUCACACGUGGGCGGAAAAAGUCAUUGCUGUCCUUGUAAACCUGGCUUCAUGUCAGUCGGGAAAGAAUGAAAUUGUAUCCGCACCUGGCCUUAUUAGUGGACUAGCAGCAAUGCUGGACAUUGGUGAACCUAUCGAACAGGAGCAAGCAACCUCAUGUCUCUUUAUUUUGUGCAAAGGAAAUGAGAAAUGCAGUCAAAUGGUUUUACAAGAAGGGGUAAUACCUGCACUGGUGUCAAUCUCAGUGAAUGGAACCUCGAGGGGGAGAGAGAAGGCUCAGAAACUUUUGAUGGUGUUUAGGGAGCAGCGACAACGAGACCAACCAACUACUGAGAUGCAUCAGCUGGCUGAAAAUAGUGAAAAGCCCAUGCCUGCCCUGGAAUCAAAUCCACUCUGUAAAUCAAUCUCAAGAAGAAGGAUGGGUAAAGCAUUUAGCUUCUUCCGGAAAAGCAAGAGCUAUUCAGUUUAUCAAUGUUAGGCUGUAUCUGUUGUAAAUUUCUUCCUUUUAAUUUCUUCUGUCCUGUUCCCAUGGGCAUCGCCUUUUGUUUUCAUAGAGAAGAGAUGUACAGCCCCUUGUAAUUUAUGGAAUUUUUGCCUCUUUUAA